AUGGCCCCAAACCUACGAAAAAACCACGAACUACUAAAAAUCAUCAACGACGCCCUAAUUGACCUCCCCACACCCUCAAACAUCUCAACAUGAUGAAACUUCGGGUCACUCCUGGGCAUUUGUCUAAUUACCCAAAUUGUAACAGGCCUGCUGCUAGCAACACACUACACAGCAGACACCUCCCUAGCUUUCGCCUCAGUAGCCCACAUAUGCCGAGAUGUACAAUUUGGCUGACUAAUCCGAAACCUCCACGCAAACGGCGCCUCCUUCUUCUUCAUCUGCAUCUACCUUCACAUCGGCCGAGGAAUCUACUACGGCUCAUAUCUAAACAAAGAGACCUGAAACAUCGGAGUCAUUCUCCUCCUAACCCUCAUAGCAACUGCCUUCGUAGGAUAUGUACUACCCUGAGGACAAAUAUCCUUCUGAGGAGCCACAGUAAUCACAAACCUACUCUCAGCCAUCCCCUACAUCGGCCAAACAUUAGUAGAAUGAGCCUGAGGAGGAUUCUCAGUAGACAACCCCACACUAACACAAUUCUUUGCUCUCUCCUUCCUACUCCCAUUCGUCAUUGCAGGCCUCACACUAGUUCACCUCACCUUCCUGCACGAAACAGGCUCAAACAACCCAUUAGGUAUCCCAUCAGACUGUGAUAAAAUCCCCUUCCACUCCUACUACACCACAAAAGAUAUCCUAGGCUUCGCACUAAUAUUCUUCCUCCUAGCUUCACUAGCCCUAUUCUCCCCCAACCUACUAGGAGACCCAGAAAACUUCACACCUGCCAAUCCCCUAGUAACACCCCCCCACAUCAAACCUGAAUGAUACUUCCUAUUCGCCUACGCCAUUCUACGAUCCAUCCCCAACAAACUAGGAGGAGUCCUAGCCCUAAUAGCUUCAAUCCUAGUUCUAUUCCUACUUCCCCUACUCCACACAUCCAAACUACGAUCAAUAACAUUCCGACCACUCUCCCAAAUCCUAUUCUGAACCCUAGUCGCCAACGUCCUAGUUCUCACAUGAGUAGGCAGCCAACCAGUAGAACACCCAUUCAUUAUCAUCGGCCAACUAGCCUCACUCUCAUACUUCACAAUUAUCCUAAUUUUAUUCCCCCUCACAGCCAUCCUAGAGAAUAAAAUACUGAAACUAUAA
Molecule: messenger RNA, 1143 nt
Organism: Lonchura striata (white-rumped munia)
Lineage: Eukaryota; Metazoa; Chordata; Aves; Passeriformes; Estrildidae
Source: the annotation of a RefSeq genome assembly